UGGCUCUCCUCAAGUUGAGCAACAGCGGUAAAUACGUCUGGUACGAGCAAGUUGCUGCACGGAUUUCCCGGAGCUGCGCAUAACUUAAGAUCCAGAAUGCUGACAAGAGGAUGAAUCCUUCAGGUCAUCUGAGACAUCCACGUGUCUUCGCUGCUGUCCCUCCCCGACAGCCCUCUCGUCCCACUGGGGCACCAUCUGCUUCCCCACGCUCCCCCCCUCGCCCCUGUCCAGCUCCCUCCUCCCCCCUCCUCCCCUGCCCCCAGUAGUGGCCAUCCCAGAGGGGAAGGAAAGGCGAGCCAGCUCCUGUAAAUAUGCCUGGAUGGAGGUCUCAGUGGCGUCUCGUCCUGCUGAACUCCCUGACCUGUGGCCUGGAGAUCUGCGUGGCAGCUGGGAUCACAUACGUGCCCCCGCUGCUGCUGGAGGCUGGAGUGGAGGAGCGCUACAUGACCAUGGUGCUAGGUAUUGGUCCAGUGCUUGGUCUCCUGUUCAUCCCUCUGAUUGGCUCAGCCAGUGACCACUGCAACAGCAGUUAUGGCAGAAGGCGGCCUUUCAUCUGGCUGCUGUCUCUGGGAGUCCUUGUGGCGCUUUUAGUCAUUCCCCACGCCGACGUCCUGGCUGCACGGCUCGCAUGGGGAGGCCGCACCUUCCAGGUGGGUUUCCUCAUCCUUGGUGUGGGGCUCCUUGACUUUUGUGGACAAGUGUGCUUCACACCGCUGGAGGCGCUUCUAUCGGACUUGUACCGAGACGAGGAGGACUGCGGCCAAGCCUUUGCAAUGUUCUCCUUCAUGGUCAGCUUGGGAGGCUGUGUGGGUUACUUGCUUCCCGCACUGGACUGGAGUCACAGCCUGCUCUCUGUUUACCUAGGAGGCCAGGCCGAGUGCCUCUUCUUUAUCCUUAUCCUCAUCUUCAUUACCAGUGUGCUGAUCACCAUGAAGGUGUCUGAGGAACCCUCUUUUGCCAGCAGCCCCUUGGCAGGGUCUGGAUCUUUAUUGGAGUCAGGGGCCGGACCGAUGGAGUCAGGGCGGUGCGGUGUGCCACGCUCAUGCUGCUACCUGCUGAAGUGCAAGCUGAGGCUGCUAAAGUCUGGACCCGUGCUGUGCUUGCUGAGGACGUGCUGGUCCAUGACUCCGGCCAUAUACAGGAGCUACUGCCAUGUCCCAAAGGUGAUGAGGCAGCUGUGUGUGGCUCAGCUCUGCAGCUGGAUGGCUGUCAUGUCCUUCAUGCUCUUCUACACAGACUUUGUGGGGGAAGGCCUGUAUGAGGGCGUACCCAGUGCAACACCAGGAAGCGUGUCCAGACAAAGAUAUGAUGAAGGUAUCCGUAUGGGCAGUCUGGGCCUGUUCCUGCAGUGUGCUACCUCAACCUUCUUCUCCCUGGUCAUGAGUCAUUUGGUUCGCCAUUUUGGCUCAAGAUGGGUCUACAUGAGCAGUAUGGUGAGCUUCACAGUCUCUGCUUUGGUCAUCUGUUUGUCCAAAAGUGUGGUCCUGGUCACAGCCAUGGCAGCCCUCACUGGCUAUGCAUAUGCUACACUGCAGACUCUGCCCUACACGCUCACCUGCCAUUACCACAAGGAGAAAGAGGUCUACAUGCCAAAAAGGAAAACCAAAAGCGUGCAUAAAAAUGGUAUUACAUCCAAGCGGGAUUCUGUGUUUUUGACUCCUGUGGAAGAGGAGAGUGGACUAAACCACAAAACGGGGGGAGGCACCUAUGGGCACGCCUUCCUCACCAAGGACAAUUUUGAGUACUACCCCAGUCCUCACAGCCAGAACGGCUCGUCUCAUAGCUCCGGUGGCACCGAGCAGGAGGAGGCGGAAUUGGGGUAUGAGAAACGUGGCGUGGGCUUGGACUUUGCCAUUUUAGACAGCACCUUCCUCCUCUCUCAGGUUUUCCCCACCUUCUUCAUGGGCAUGAUCGUUCAGUUCGCACAAUCCGUCACUACCUACAUCGCCUUCUCUGCCAUCUUCGGUGCUGUCGCCAUCUACUUGGCCCGUCAUAUUGUCUUUGACCAAAAGGACCUCAAAAGCUGAGACUCAGACGGAGAAGUCAUGGGAGUGACGAUGGAAGCAUAAAUGUCAAUCAAUCAUUCAUGUUCCAUGGCUGGAACUCUCAAUAAUGCACUACUGUUCCCAGAAUGCCUUGCUCUUGUACCAUGUGUUUGCUUUUGCGAAAGCGCUGCCUUGAGGAAAUGUGUUGCUACAUCCACACUCAUACAUUUUUCGUUUUAAUAAGCAUGCUAGGUUUAUGCUUAGCAUCCACACUGCUCUGGCAUUUUCCAAAAUGGAGACUUUCUAAAAUUUUGGUGAUGCCGUUUUAAUUUGAAAACUCCAGGAUUGCUUUUUAGUCUGGAUAGGCGGAAACAACGACUAUUGAAAACAAUGACGCAGGCACCCAUGUUCGCGUCCGAAUCUUUCCUGGUUCUUGUCAGUUCCAACUUGUACUUAUGUGUUACUUUCCGUAUCCGUUCCACCCUUAUCGGUCCAAGCAAAGAAAUCUCUGGUCUUACCCUUCACCAUUGCUGUUCUCCCUCUGUAGUUUUUUCUGCAACUAAACAACUGACUGCCGAGUAGACAAUCUGCUUUCUGUUUAUACCAGCACAUGCAUGCCCAGAGUACAUGAGUAGUAAUGUGAUUUGCGUUUUCAGGUGUGUUAGUAUGGAUGGAAAUUAUUUCUGAAAUGGAAACGCUCAUGUGGACUGAGAUUGUUUUCAGAAACUCUUUUAAAAUGAAAACGCAUAAGUGUGGACGUAGCCUGCGUGUCUUGUCAGCCAGUGUGUUGCAGAGUAUGAGAGGAAGUGGGUAACAAAGGAGAAUAUGUCACCAGGGAAAUGUAUGCAGUGUCCGUAACAGCAGGAAUUGUUACCUGAAGAGUCGCCACGGAAGGUGUGCUCAAGUCAGGUGUGGUACUCGCUCUCUCUCUAAAAGUUUUAUCUUUUCUGUCCAUCGUCCUUUUCCUCAGGUACAGGUAUCAGACAGAUUUACUGUAGAACUCAUCAACCUCUGAUACACUGCUACUCACUUUUAAUGUUUUUUAUCGUCAGUUUUUUAUAGUAGUUUGUUUGUACUCAACGUGUCAAACACAGUAUUUGCUUGUACAGACUCAUCUGCAGUAUCAUUACACUACUCUUGAGACUGGUCUUCUUCUUACCGAGUGAGGCUUGUCUUUCCUGACAAUGGCAGAAUGGAUAGAUUAGCGCAAUGUUUCUACCCAUUCAGAAGUGGGACCACUGGACUUGUCCAGCAUCAAAGACACACUAUAGUGAUCUGUUAAAGCAACUCCAUGAAGCCAAGAGGACUUGUGAGAGAUACAUUUUUAAAAGGUUAAUAUAUCCUGUUAGUUCUGUCAAAUUCCAAAAACACUGGAUCCUACAUUUCCCAUAAUGCAACUCAUAAGCAUAUUUCAUUCGGCCUGAAUUGCCUGUUGAAUGCCAUCAUCUUCCAUACUCCAUGUCCUCAGUUUGUAACACACGUUUUCCGUCAAAUAUUGGAAGUCUCAAGCCUAAUUCAAGAUGACCCUAAUAACAUCAUCAGGGUCAUUUUCUCUGACUCUACAAAGAUCCUUAAGAGCCACAGAAGAUGUUUCACACCUGUUUUCACAGGCUGAGUAGUGCUCUCCAUGGCGAGUAAACUUUUAUGUGUAAAAUUGGUGGACUACCCCUUUAAAAAUUUGCCUGUGCUAUGAUGUUUGCCCCAUCUAGUGUCAUUUAUUAAUUAAUGAACAGUUUUACUGUAAAUAUCUUGUAUACAAAUUUACUGUAUAUCCCUAUGGGAAUGUUGUUAUGCAACCUGUUGAGGUGCGGAUAUCGACUGUGGUGGUUUAGGAAUGAAGCUGUUUAUACUUGGAACUGGAAUAUUGCGUCAAACAUCCCUUUUGUAGUGCGAUAAUCAAGAGUAGUCGAGUCUAGUGAACUGCUCAUCCCGUCCAACCCUGCUUCUGAUCAGGUCUGUUCGUCUCAGGUUAGUGUCCCGCGCUGUUUAUAUGCCACUGAUAAAACGCUUUCCCUGCUGCCCGAACCCUUCAACUUUUACUGUGUAUUCAAAUGACAAUCUAUGACAUCCAGAUGGGCUUGUUAUGUAACGCUGUAUGUAGACGUAAACAUGUAGGGUGAUGUCUGACAGACGCCCACUUCAUAGCACCCAUUCCUCAAAGACCAAAAAAGUCAUGCAGUAUAUGGAAACAUUUGGUUACUGAAAAUGAUUUGAGAGUAGGCACUGUCUAUUGUUGGGCUGAAGGUCAAGUUGAGUGUGUGUAUGUGUGAGUGUGUGUAGACGGUGAGAAAGCAUAAGUAAUAUUUAAGUGUGAGGCUAAUGAAAAGCGAUAUGACUCGAGUGCUUGCAGUUAUAAUGAACUGUAUUGACUAUAGCCCAUGUGAUGCUGUAUGUUCAUAUGUGUCGUGGCCUUCAGUGGAGCUUUUCAAAUUGGCCAGUGGGUGUAAACACUACGCUGGUGUUGUGAACAGAAGGAUCCUCAAGGAUCUCGUUGCCUGAGGUGCACUCAGCAUGGGGGAAGCAAAAACGGCAGAGGAUUUGUCAUGUUUACACGACUGCAUAGAAGACUAAAAAAAAACCAACCGAAUUAUCCUUUUCACCCCGCAAUGCACAGGAAAAUAUUGUCUGUCAGUAGCAGAAGCGUCAGAAAAAAAGGUUGUUUUCAAGUGCCUGUACAUUUUUCAACAUUUUUUGUACAUAAUGUAUUUAUUUAUUAUGCUUUUAUUACAAAAAUAGCACGUAUUAAACUAUUGGCCUCUUUGGCAUCUGUCAUGGGUGCAAGGGUGAAGGCUGUGAAAAAGAUAAAUUAUUUCUAUAGAUGUGGUAUGGAAGCAUCCUGAAAGCUAUAAUUUAUUUUAACAUAUCCCACAUUAUCCUGUAGCUUUGACAGCAUCACAUAGUUGUGUUACUGAUUACUGCUGUCACUCAGAAUAAGUAUCAGAUCAGAUUUAGAUGAGAAUAUUCAAUACUUCAGAUAUCAGAUUCCCCCCUGUGGACAUCAUCCAUGUAGCCUGUAUCAGCUGAAAACUUAAUUCACGUCACACAACUGAGAGGCUUUGUGAUUCCCCCCCCCCACCCCCUGGUGCAGCUGGUGCAAAUACAGUAAGAAACCUUGUUAUUUUGUCAAUACUGCUUUAUCUGGGUCUUAUAUAACCACUUGUUUCAUAUCAGAGAUCUGUUACAUUGUUUAAUUUAACAGAUAAACUCUACAGAUAUCUUUAACUGAAUGGGUGGAGGUUGUUUUUAUGUCCGUAUUGUUCCAAACCAAAUGUCCUGUUUGAUUUAAGACAGCAAAGUGCCAGUGGCCAGUCUACCUUAAGGCCAGAAAUCAUUUUGUUCUAAUGCAAUUGAUCAGUUGUUUUAUUAUCAUCACAAUUUUAGUUGUCACCAUCAUUAAUGCAUUCAGCCAUAACAAAAAAAUGUUUAUUUUAUGUUGUACAUCAUCAGAUUGUGUAUAAAUAUGCAGUUGCCAAACAGAUUUUAUACAAAAUUAAAAAAAAAACUGCAUUGUGAA
This is a messenger RNA of Scomber scombrus (Atlantic mackerel), 5499 nucleotides long. Its product is annotated as solute carrier family 45 member 3. Gene Ontology annotation, cellular component: membrane. The record is from RefSeq and is a predicted model, not a curated record. The transcript has 6 exons. Lineage: Eukaryota; Metazoa; Chordata; Actinopteri; Scombriformes; Scombridae. Gene Ontology annotation, molecular function: sucrose:proton symporter activity. Gene Ontology annotation, biological process: transmembrane transport. The coding region runs from base 312 to 2027 and encodes 571 amino acids.